Molecule: messenger RNA, 3455 nt
Organism: Lytechinus variegatus (green sea urchin)
Lineage: Eukaryota; Metazoa; Echinodermata; Echinoidea; Temnopleuroida; Toxopneustidae
Product: transient receptor potential cation channel subfamily A member 1 homolog
Exons: 19
Coding region: 41-3160 (1039 amino acids)
Biological process (GO): monoatomic ion transport; transmembrane transport
Cellular component (GO): membrane
Molecular function (GO): monoatomic ion channel activity; protein binding
Source: RefSeq, a predicted model, not a curated record
AACAAGUAUCCUGCAUUACUGUGCUAGCACUUAGUACAGAAUGGAAGAAUCUCGGACUCUGCUCGCGAAACCUAAGGGUGAUCACGUGAACGAUGACGACAAAAAGAUUCGUUUUGAAAUGAAAGCGUCUACGACAUCGAUGGAUACCAUAUCUUGGUGCGAUGGCGCUUGUCAUUCGUCAUCGUCUUCGUAUCUGGAUAUUACUUUUGAUCAGAAUGAGAAGCAGACCUCUUCUUCGAACCAUCUAUAUGAAUUACUCAAAAUCGCCAAAGAGGGCGAUGUCGGGAAGCUGAAUGAACUGAUAGACGACGUCGGGAAACGGGGUAUAUCGACCGUGGUGGCGGAACAGAACGGAAAGAAAACAAACCCUCUUCAUAUUGCUGUUCAGAGAGGUCACAUCGAAGUGGUCGAUGCAUUGGUGGCUUGUGGAACAGACGACCUGGUGAGGAGUGUCGAUCAUCACCGAAACACUCUCCUCCAUGUGGCGAGCUCGGUGGGUCAUCUCGACAUCGUCAAGGACCUCGUCUGCCGAGGCGCGUCGAUGAACCAUGAGAACAGGGACAGACAGACAGCACUUCAUCUGGCCUGUCACCAGAAUAGACCCGAGGUUGCAAGAUUUCUCUUUGAAAAUGGUGCUGAAAUUACCAUACACGACUCCACCUAUCUCACCCCGCUGCAAGUGGCGAUUAACCACGACAGUUUCGAUGCCCUUCUCGUACUCCUGGUCUGUAUGGUAUCUUCAAGUAAAAAACACCAUGAUGUAGGAGCGGAAAUUCAUAGAUGGGCAGCAGCAAACAAUAAGGCAGCUAGUCUGAGCAAGAUUUUGGAUAGCGACAUACGAUUCCCUACACUCUCUGAUGUGGAUAUCAUGGACUUCAUAAUGGAUGCUGUCAAAAACAGACACAAAGAAUUGGUGAUGGUCCUCCUGAACUGGUCCCACCAGACAGUAGUACACCACACGGAUUCAAGCGGGAACACACCCUUACACUACGCCGCAGAGGUCGGCGAUACUGUCAUCAUGCUUGAGCUCAUCAAAGCUAGGGCUAAUGUCAAUGCCAAAAAUGGGCGGGAAGAUGGCGAACGUACCCCCCUUCAUCUGGCUGCAGGGAACGGCUGGAUAAGAGCAGUUGGUAUACUACUACAAUAUCAUGCACACAUAGACGAGAGGGAUCGGUGUGAGAUGACCCCUCUUCAUCAUGCCUGUAUGAAUGGUCAGAUUGAGAUGGUCGAGAUGCUUCUCUUUGGUCAAGAUGACGACCCCAUCGCAAACAAAGCCAAUGCCGUGGUCUGUGACGAGGAUGGACGGACUUGCCUCGAUCAUGCAAUCGACAACGGAUUUGAGGAUGUAGCGAAGCUGAUCCUUCGCCAUUCAAAGUGGCGAGAUUUGAUGUGUGUUUCGAGUCUGGAUGAUGAGACUAACUACAGGACCACGCCCAUGAGAAAGCUCAUCCAAUCAAUGCCUGAUGUCGGGAAACUAGUCCUAGAUCGUUGUAUAACUCUGACAGGGGGAGCCUACUCAUCUAAACCAAGCAAGAAUGUGACGGUAGAGUUCUACUAUGAAUUCCUUGAGGAUACUUUCUCAACAUGGAUCCGACAACCCGAAGAUGGCGGUAAACAUGGAGGCAUACUCAACAAGGUCUAUCAGAGGCUAUCGACAAUGCGGGGCUCUCAGUCAUCUAAAAGGGAGAAAUCUCAGUUUGAUCUCAAAGGACGUUUAAAACGAAGUGCCUGGCCUUACAUCCCAGACCCUCGAGAACGGUUCUUGAACCACCCUCUUCAGAUCAUGACAAGCCUUCAACGGGAGAGCCUUCUGGACCAUCCUGUUGUUACCACCUUCCUGCAUCACAAGUGGGUCUCGGUGGGUCGGUACGCCUUCAUAUCUUCCCUCGUCAUCUACCUCCUCUUCCUCUUCAUGCUGACCGGGUUCAUCGUCGUCAUGCCACCAAACUACUACGUUCAGGGAGUCAACACUAGCCUCGAGGACCCCGAUCAUAUCAUCUGGCGUGCAGACGGACGCAAGCGGUGGGUGGACACGGCGUCGCAUUUGAAACUGCGUUUCUUCAGCACAUUUGGAUACAUCGUCAUUAUUGCCCUCUCUGUGUUGAACUUAUUUCGAGAGGUUGUACAGAUGGCAGUACACAGAUUGAACUAUUUCAAGAGUCCAAACAACUAUUUGGAGCUCUUCCUAUACAUCGCUUCUAUCCUAUUCACUUUGCCAAAGGGUCACGUUGAAUACGCCAGCUAUGGUCGUUACAUACAGUCCUGGAAGUGGUCUCUAGGAGCCUGUUCUGGAUUCCUUGCGUGGAUUAAUUGUGUUCUUUUCAUGAGGAGGUCUUCACUACUAGGAAUAUACAUCAUCAUGUUUUUAGAUAUCACACGAACAUUCCUGAAGUUUGGAUUCAUCUUGUUCAUGUUCAUCAUGGCGUUUGGACUUACAUUCUAUGCGCUCCUCAUGAACCAGAACGCCUUCCACUCCCUUGAAUACUCUUUAGCGAAGACAUUCGUCAUGAUGAUAGGCGAGUUUGACUUCGAAUCCAUCUUCUUUACCACAAACUACAUGGAAUCUGAGUCUAUUUCAUUGAUGGAUAAUGAUGCUUUCAUGGGCACGGUAUUCUUAUCGAAACUCACCUAUCUCUUCUUUAUUCUCUUCGUCGUCCUCAUGCCCAUCCUCAUGAUGAACAUGCUGGUCGGUUUAGCCGUUGAUGACAUCCAAGCUAUACAAGCUAAAGCUCAUCUGCAUCGCCUUACAAUGCAGGUUGAUUAUGUAAUGGAACUGCAGUGUAAGUUUCCUCUAUGGGUGUGGCGUUCGUCUGUUAUUCGUAGGAAGUCGUUCAUUGUUAGAAAGACCAAGGUUGGUAAAUGGAUGCAGCUGAUAUCCAGCUUGAGGAAAGAGUUGAAGAAAGCGAUCAAAAUCUGCAAUAACAAGCAGCUUGCUGAGCCCAGUUCUGAUGAGGAUCGCAUCAAGGAUAUUAAUAUGAAGGUUGAUGAAGUCAUUCAUGAGAUCAGAGAAGGGCAUGGCAAGCAGCUUCAGGAGUCAGAGAGAACACAGAGCUCACAAAAGAGCAUCCAGAAUCGGGUGGGCCAUCUUGAGGACAACAUGAAACUCUUACACAAGAAGAUAGAUGCGUUGCUUGAAAGAAGCGCACUACCAAGAGAGUGAUUCGCGUUCAUAUUUUUAAAGCCAGGUCCCCGUUGCAUGAAAGUUACGACUAUGGAAAUUUUGCCAUCCAGUGCUAACUACCAUGGUUACGCUUAUCAAAAGCCAAUCAAAAUCAAGUAUUUCAUGCCAGUUGUCAUUGGAUGGCAAAGUCACCAUAAUGUUUUGGGCCCAGUAGCUUGGAAAGACAAGCAAAUAUAUGGUUUGAAAAGAUUUUUUUUGGAAUUCUCCGAAGAUCGAGCACUAUAAUUCCGUUGUUUGCAGUUACAUUGGAUAUGGCACUCUGAUACUAUUAGGU